Microbotryum saponariae is the source of this 394-nucleotide messenger RNA. NCBI's taxonomy places the organism in Eukaryota, Fungi, Basidiomycota, Microbotryomycetes, Microbotryales, Microbotryaceae. The record is from the annotation of a GenBank genome assembly.
AUGGUCAACGCGGCUUGGAGGAACCGCGAUGGAGGUUGCCAUCGCAUGCGUACUGGCUUCAUCGCAAGUACAAGCACUUCAUCGCGAGUACAAGCGUCAACAGCGUCCGACGAAGUAUGCGGGCAAUUCCCAUCCGAUUUCAUGACGAUUCUGUUCGCUUAGAAACAUCAACCUUGCUUUUUUUUCUCGUUAGAGCUCGCCCUCAAUCUGCGAACAUGGGGCGAUGACACGUGUUGAUAUUGGGACAAGGACCUGGCCGCUGUUCAACUCGCUCUCGCCAAUUCGAAUUACCGAGAUCAACCGCAACUCGGCCGUCGCAUUGUUCGACGACCUUGAGCUACAUAUCAUCAACACUGAACCGAAGCAAGGCCGCACGGCUGGCUCAACAAGCUGA